UUAUAGGGUCCGUAGUGCACUGUGGUGAGUGCAGCCCACUAAGGGCAACCUGUGCCGCACGCAACAAUAAGAAAGUCAAUACCCGCACGCUCGGCCUAAACCUCAAACCCCAAACCCCCUAAAACCUUAAAACUCUCUCGCUCUCUCAAUCUCUUUUAGAGAACACUCUCUCUCUGCCCUCGAAUCUCGCUCCGCGAAGUGAAACCAAAGCAAAGUAAUCCUUCCAGCUUCGCAUCCCCCGGCAAUUCGUACUCGAUUUUUUGGUACCACAGAGACAAGAUGAAGGAAGAAGACUCGGGCCCACCCAAUAGAGAACUGUACGCACUGCUCAACAUAUCACCGGAGGCCUCCGACGAAGAAAUCCGGAAAGCCUAUCGCCAAUGGGCCCAAGUAUAUCACCCCGACAAAUACCAAGAACUCCAUAUGAAAGACAUCGCUACAGAGAACUUUCAACGUAUAUGUGAAGCAUAUGAAAUUUUAUCAGACGUAAAUAAAAGGCAAAUAUAUGACAUUUAUGGCAUGGAAGGGUUGACUUCUGGUUUGGAGCUUGGUCCAAAGCUGAAUAAAGUAGAAGAGCUAAAGGAAGAACUUGAAAGGUUACGGAAAAUGAAGGAACAAGAAAAGAUCUCAGCACAUUUCCGACCUUCUGGUACAAUACUGGCAAAUAUGUCUUUGCCACACCUUCUAAAAGGUGAUGGCAUCAUGCGAGGAAUGGCUAUGACAAGUGAAGUUCAGUCUCAAAUAUCAAAAAACAAUGCAAUUGCAAUUGGUGGAAAUUUGGCAGUAAAUGGGAAUUCUGGGGGUGGAGCUGCUAGUGCUGUGUUCAGGCGUCAAAUAUCUCCCGCUGCUUCUGUAGAAUUUAUGGCUGCAGCUGGUUUACGGGCACUAGUUGGGGUGCAAACGUCUCGUCAGCUGUCGUCACACUCAACUGCAACAAUGGCCCUUGCUGUUUCUUUGAGAGAUGGUUCCUUGAAUCUUUCCAAUUCCUGGACCCGCCAACUUACUGAAACAGCAAAUGGAAAUAUACAGCUUGCAGUAGGUCCAGAAUCAUCUAUUGCAGUUGGAUGGCAAAAGAAAGAAGAGAAAAUGUCUGCAGCUGGAGAAGUGAAGUUUGGCACAAGUUCAUUUUUGGCAUCAGCUCAUUACACUCAUCGGUUUUCCUCAAAAUCUCAUGGCCGUAUUGUGGGCAAAGUUGGAAGCACCACUCUUGAGCUUGAAGUUGGCGGUGGGAGGAAAAUAUCUAAUUUCAGUACUGUCCGCAUGUUAUAUUCAAUUGGAAUUCAGGGUAUAUUUUGGAAAUUUGAAUUGCAUCGUGGCGGCCAAAAGUUAAUUAUUCCUAUUCUACUCUCUAGGCAUUUCAAUCCUGUGUUUGCAACUGGAGCAUUCGUACUUCCAACAUCACUUUACUUUGUACUCAAGAAAUUCGUUUUUAAACCUUAUUACCUUAAAAGGGAAAAACAGAAGGCUUUAGAGAAUGUAGAAAAAACUUCUGCCAAGGUUCAAGAGGCAAGAGCAGCAGCGGAGAAAGCUCAGAAGUUACUACAGAAUGUGGCCAAUAGGAAAAGAAAUAGGCAAUUAGAAACAAACGGAUUGAUUAUUACUAGAGCAUUGUAUGGAAAUCGUACUGCUUUGAGUAGAAAUGAUGAAUCAAGGGAAACACAACAGGAAUUGACUUCACAAGUCUUGGAUGUUACACUUCCUCUAAAUUUCCUUGUUAGUGAGUCCGGACAACUCAAGCUGCAUGAGGGUGUGAAGAAGUCAGGCAUCAUGGGCUUUUGUGAUCCAUGUCCUGGAGAACCUAAGCAGCUGCAUGUGGAGUACACCUACAGAGGCGGGAGAUAUCAGGUGGUCGUUGAUGAUUAUGAAGAGCUGCUAAUACCCCAGGAAUCACAUGUAAUCUAAUUUUUUUUUUCCUUUUUCUUUUUCAUGGUGAACUAAAAGCACCAUUGGUCUAUACUUGCAAUGGCUCUUUCUAUUUGUAAUUUUUGUCGAAGGCAGUUUUUGUUGCCUUUAGGCACGUCUCAUGGACACGAGAUUUAACUUCGAAGUGAUUCCCACUCUCGAAGCAAGCAAUGCAAGAAUUGGAAUUGGAGUUGGCAUGAGAUUUAACUUCGAAGUGAUUCCCACUUUUGAAGCAAGCAAUGCAAGAAUUGGAAUUGGAGUUUAAAUGUGUACAA
Messenger RNA from Quercus robur (English oak), 2177 nucleotides. RefSeq names its product chaperone protein dnaJ 13. The coding region runs from base 280 to 1902 and encodes 540 amino acids. NCBI's taxonomy places the organism in Eukaryota, Viridiplantae, Streptophyta, Magnoliopsida, Fagales, Fagaceae. The transcript is spliced from 13 exons. The record is from RefSeq and is a predicted model, not a curated record.